Molecule: messenger RNA, 333 nt
Organism: Cucurbitaria berberidis CBS 394.84
Lineage: Eukaryota; Fungi; Ascomycota; Dothideomycetes; Pleosporales; Cucurbitariaceae
Product: yippee zinc-binding protein
Exons: 2
Coding region: 1-333 (110 amino acids)
Cellular component (GO): ubiquitin ligase complex
Source: RefSeq, a predicted model, not a curated record
AUGGGGCUCACAUACAACAUCUACCUCAACUCGUCCCGCAUCUACGGCUGCAGGAACUGCAAGACGCACCUUUCGAACCACGACGACAUUCUCAGCAGAAACUUCCGCGGUCAACACGGCAAGGCGUACCUCUUCGAUAGCGUCGUGAACAUCACCGAGUCGGAGCCCAACGAGCGCAACAUGACGACCGGGCGCCACAUCGUACGCGACAUCCACUGCAGACAGUGCAAGGAGACGGUGGGCUGGAAGUACGACAAGGCGUACGAAGCGAGUGAGAAGUACAAGGAGGGCAAGUUCAUCCUGGAGGCCGAGUUGCUCUGCACAGUGACAUGA